Messenger RNA from Morus notabilis, 2302 nucleotides. Its product is annotated as ubiquitin carboxyl-terminal hydrolase 26. The annotation marks the transcript as partial. NCBI's taxonomy places the organism in Eukaryota, Viridiplantae, Streptophyta, Magnoliopsida, Rosales, Moraceae. Gene Ontology annotation, molecular function: cysteine-type deubiquitinase activity; cysteine-type endopeptidase activity. Gene Ontology annotation, biological process: protein deubiquitination. The record is from RefSeq and is a predicted model, not a curated record. The transcript has 8 exons. Gene Ontology annotation, cellular component: nucleus; cytosol.
ACUCAGCUUCUUUUCUCUUCUCCAAGGGUUGGCCGAUUGUUAAAAUGAGCAGACCAACCACACGCAGUAAAAAUAAAAGACACAAGCAAGGGGAUAACGUUGACAUAACUUCUGAAUUGUUAAGGAAAAUUCACAUAACAGGUGAUGUAUCUGAUGAUGAGAUUAAUGUGCUUUAUAAGAUUAUGAAACCGGUUUGUCAGGGGUGCCGUGUGAAUACUAAGGAUAAUCCGAACUGCUUUUGUGGGCUAAUCCCACCUCCGAAUGGAAACCGGAAACUUGGCUUAUGGCAGAAGACAUCGGAAAUUCUUCAAGCUCUUGGCCCGGACCCAACCAUCGACCUUCGUUCUUCUGCCGACUCUCCUGCAGGACUUACGAACCUUGGUGCAACAUGCUAUGCCAACAGCAUACUACAAUGCUUGUACAUGAAUAAAUCCUUCCGUGGAGGCAUCUUUUCUGUUGAACCGGAUCUUUUGAAACAACAGCCGGUUUUGGAUCAGCUUGCACGGCUUUUUGUGCAACUGCAUGCCAGUAAAAGGGCAUUUAUAGACUCCUCUCCAUUUGUUAAGACACUUGAAUUGGAUAAUGGAGUUCAACAAGAUAGCCAUGAGUUUUUGACAUUGCUUCUUUCUUUGCUUGAACGUUGUCUUAGCCACUCUAAAGUUUCCAAGGCAAGAACUAUUGUCCAAGAUCUCUUCCGUGGAAGUGUGUCUCACGUGACAAAGUGCUCUCAAUGUGGACAAGAUUCGGAAGCGUCUUCAAAUAUGGAAGACUUUUAUGAACUAGAACUGAAUGUAAAGGGUUUGAAAAGUUUAGCUGAGAGUCUAGAUGAUUAUCUUAGCGUGGAAGAGCUUAAUGGGGAUAAUCAAUAUUUCUGUGAGUCUUGUAAGACAAGAGUUAAUGCUACUCGCAGCAUCAAGCUGCGGUUUUUGCCACCUGUACUUAAUUUUCAGCUCAAGCGUUGUGUUUUCAUUCCGAAGACCACUACGAAGAAGAAGAUUACUACUGCAUUUUCUUUCCCUGGAGAACUAAAUAUGGGAAAGAGGUUAUCCGAGACUACUCAAGUUGAAUCAACCUAUGACUUAUCAGCAGUGCUGAUUCACAAGGGAACUGCAGUUAACAGUGGGCAUUAUAUAGCUCACGUUAAGGAUGAAAAUACAGGGCAAUGGUGGGAAUUUGAUGAUGAGCAGGUCUCAAACUUAGGCCGUCACCCUUUUGGAGAAGGCUCUUCAACUUCUACUUCAAAGCCCGUUAAAACUGAGCCUGCUGUUAUUCAUUCAAGCAUGGAACAAACUAGCACUUUAGCCAAUGGAGAUCAAAUGGACGUUGUUCAGCAAGAAUCUUGUAAACCUGCUUCUGAUAGUCAUACGGAGAUAUUCUCUUCUAGUGAUGCGUAUGUGUUGAUGUAUAAUCUCAGGUGUUCCAGGAAAGAUGGCGGCGCAAGUCCAAUGAUUUGUGAUGCUAAUUUUGAGGACAUUGAUAUGAUUUCCUUACAUGAUGGUGUUUCGCUGCCAUCUCAUCUUUAUGAAGAGUUAAAGUCUUUGAAUGCAUCUUACGUUGAUGCUUGUGAACAAUACAAAUUGAAGAAGGAAAUGGAGUUGAACCGAAUCUCAGAACGAAGACAAGAAGUACGAUCAAUUUUGUCCGAAGCCCCUGUCAGAUCACCUGAGGAACCAUUUUACUGGAUUUCUGCAGACUGGCUCCGUCAGUGGGCUGACAACAUUACUGCUCCUGUUCUUGACAAUACUUCUAUCCAAUGCUCACAUGGAAAAGUCCCAAUGUCAAAGGUCGGCUCCAUGAAGCGAUUAUCAGCUAAAGCUUGGGCUGCGUUGCGUUCCAAGUACAAUGGGGUUCCAGAAUUGUCCAAUCAUGACCACUGCAAGGAUUGUCUUAUGGAUGGGGCGCACACUCUUGUCUCUGCUGAUAGCUACAGGGAUCGUAGAACAUUAAUGAAACAAAUUGCGGAAGAUGUACUUGCAGGGAGGUGCGAAGAUGGAACAUAUUAUGUUUCCAAGGCGUGGUUGCAACAAUGGUUAAAAAGAAAAAUACUUGAUGCUCCAACCGAAGCUGAUGCUGGGCCAACAGUUUCCAUAAGGUGCCCUCAUGGCGAGCUUAUGCCCGAGGAGGCUGUGGGAGCUAAGAGAUUGCUUGUUCCUGAGAAUCUGUGGCUCUUCCUUUAUGGAGAUGCUACUACAGUAAAACCUGAUGAUCCUUUGGAUUGUUCGACUUUUCCUUUAGAUUCAAGACAAUGUUCCCAGUGUUGUGAUGAACUAUCUGAAGUAGCAUGCAUGGAAGAUUAUUUAAG